AUGACCACUUUACUCUUGGUGUUUGUGACUCUGAGGGUCAUCACAGCAGCCAUCUCAGUAGAAGUUUCAGAACCUGACAACUCGCUGAGUGUCAGCAUCCCUGAACCAUCCCCGCUGCGGGUCCUCCUGGGGAGCUCCCUCACCAUCCCCUGCUACUUCAUCGACCCCAUGCACCCCGUGACCACCGCCCCCUCCACCGCCCCCCUCGCCCCGAGAAUCAAGUGGAGCCGCAUAUCCAAGGAGAAGGAGGUGGUGCUGCUGGUGGCCACGGAAGGGCGGGUGCGGGUCAACAGCGCCUACCAAGACAAGGUCACGCUGCCCAACUACCCUGCCAUCCCCAGCGACGCCACCCUGGAAAUCCAGAACCUGCGCUCCAAUGACUCCGGGAUCUAUCGCUGUGAGGUGAUGCACGGCAUCGAGGACAGCCAGGCCACCCUGGAGGUCGUGGUGAAAGGCAUUGUGUUCCAUUACAGAGCCAUCUCCACGCGCUACACCCUGGACUUUGACAGGGCGCAGCGGGCCUGCCUGCAGAACAGCGCCAUCAUCGCCACGCCCGAGCAGCUGCAGGCCGCCUAUGAGGACGGCUUCCACCAGUGCGACGCCGGCUGGCUGGCCGAUCAGACUGUGAGGUACCCCAUCCACACGCCGAGGGAAGGUUGCUAUGGAGACAAGGACGAGUUUCCGGGCGUGAGAACCUACGGCAUCCGGGACACCAAUGAAACCUAUGACGUGUACUGCUUCGCGGAGGAGAUGGAGGGCGAGGUCUUCUAUGCAACAUCCCCGGAGAAGUUCACCUUCCAGGAGGCAGCCAACGAGUGCCGGCGGCUGGGCGCCAGGCUGGCCACCACAGGCCAACUCUACCUGGCCUGGCAGGGUGGCAUGGACAUGUGCAGCGCCGGCUGGCUGGCUGACCGCAGCGUGCGAUACCCCAUCUCCAAGGCCCGACCGAACUGCGGGGGCAACCUCCUGGGAGUGAGGACCGUCUACCUGCAUGCCAACCAGACGGGCUACCCUGACCCUUCAUCCCGCUAUGACGCCAUCUGCUACACAGGUGAAGACUUUGUGGACAUCCCAGAAAACUUUUUCGGGGUAGGCGGCGAGGAGGACAUCACCAUCCAGACGGUGACCUGGCCUGAUGUGGAGCUGCCCCUGCCCCGAAAUAUCACCGAGGGUGAAGCCCGAGGCAACGUGAUCCUCACGGCAAAGCCCGACUUUGAAGUCUCCCCAACCGCCCCAGAACCCGAGGAGCCUUUCACGUUUGCCCCCGAAGUAAGGGCCACUGCAUUCCCCGCAGUGGAGAACAGGACUGGAGAGGCCACCUGGCCCUGGGCCUUUCCCAGAGAGUCCACGACCGGCGUGGGAGCCCCCACGGCCUUCACCAGUGAGGACCUCGUCGUGCAGGUGACCUUAGCCCCAGGUGCAACCGAGGUCCCUGGGCAGCCACGACUGCCAGGGGGAGUCGUGUUCCACUACCGCCCGGGCUCCUCCCGCUACUCGCUGACCUUUGAGGAGGCCAAGGAGGCCUGCCUGCGCACUGGGGCCGUCAUCGCCUCGCCCGAGCAGCUCCAGGCCGCCUAUGAAGCAGGCUACGAGCAGUGUGACGCCGGCUGGCUGCAGGACCAGACAGUCAGAUACCCCAUUGUGAGCCCGCGGACCCCCUGUGUGGGUGACAAGGACAGCAGCCCAGGGGUCCGGACCUACGGCCUGCGGCCAUCAUCAGAAACCUACGAUGUCUACUGCUACGUGGACAGACUCGAGGGGGAGGUGUUCUUUGCCACACGCCUGGAGCAGUUCACCUUCCGGGAAGCCCAGGAGUUCUGUGAAUCCCAAAACGCCACGCUGGCCACCACGGGCCAGCUCUAUGCUGCCUGGAGCCGCGGUCUGGACAAGUGCUAUGCCGGCUGGCUGUCCGACGGCAGCCUCCGCUACCCCAUCGUCACCCCAAGGCCCGCCUGCGGCGGGGACAAACCAGGCGUGAGAACCGUCUACCUCUACCCCAACCAGACAGGCCUGCUGGAUCCGCUGUCCCGGCACCACGCCUUCUGCUUCCGAGGUGUUUCAGCGGUGCCCUCUCCAGGAGAAGAGGAGGGUAGCACACCCACAGCGGGCCCUGACGUGGAGGACUGGAUCGUGACCGAAGUGGGGCCUGGCGUGGCUGCUGUCCCUGUCGGGGAGGAGACGACUGCAAUCCCAGGCUUCACCGUUGAGCCAGAAAACAAGACGGAAUGGGAACUUGCCUACACCCCAGCGGGCACCUUCCCACUACCAGGGAUCCCUCCUACAUGGCCUCCCACUGGAGAAGCAACAGAGGAGCACACAGAAGGCCCUUCUGCAACGGAAGUGCCCUCAGCCUCAGAGAAGCCGUUCCCCUCAGAGGAACCAUUCCUCCCAGAGGAACCAUUCCCCUCAGAGAAACCAUUCCCCCCAGAGGAACUGUUCCCCUCAGAGAAGCCGUUCCCCUCAGAAAAGCCAUUCCCCUCAGAAAAGCCGUUCCCCUCAGAGGAACCGUUCCCCUCAGAAAAACCAUUUCCCCCAGAGGAACUGUUCCCCUCAGAGAAGCCAAUCCCCUCAGAGGAGCCAUUCCCCUCAGAGAAGCCAUUCCCCCCAGAGGAACCAUUCCCCUCAGAGAAACCAAUCCCCUCAGAGGAGCCUUUCCCCUCAGAGAAGCCAUUCCGCCCAGAGGAACCAUUCCCCUCAGAGAAACCAAUCCCCUCAGAGGAGCCUUUCCCCUCAGAGAAGCCAUUCGCCCCAGAGGAACCAUUCCCCUCAGAGAAACCAAUCCCCUCAGAGGAGCCUUUCCCCUCAGAGGAGCCAUCCACACUUUCAGCCCCAGUGCCCAGCAGGACUGAGCUACCAAUCUCUGGGGAGGCAUCUGGGGUACCCGAAGUCAGUGGUGACUUCACAGGCAGUGGAGAAAUUUCAGGACACCUAGACUUCAGUGGGCAGCCCUCAGGGGAAAGUGCAAGUGGACUGCCCUCUGAAGACCUUGUCUCCAGUGGGCUCACCCCUACAGUGGGCUCAGGCCUGCCUGUGGAAAGUGGACUGCCUUCAGGGGAAGAAGAGAGAAUUACAUGGACCAGUGCUCCUAAAGUUGACAGGUUGCCCUCUGGGGGUGAGGGCCCAGAAGUUUCUGCUUCUGGAGUAGAGGACAUCAGUGGACUUCCUUCUGGAGGAGAGGUUCAUCUAGAGAUCUCUGCCUCUGGAGUAGAGGACAUCAGUGGACUUCCUUCUGGAGGAGAGGUUCAUUUAGAGAUCUCUGCCUCUGGAAUAGAGGACCUGAGUGGAAUUCCUUCUGGAGAAGGUCCAGAAGUCUCUGUCUCUGGAGUAGAGGAUCUCAGUGGACUUCCUUCUGGAGAAGAAGGUCAUCUAGAGAUCUCUGCCUCUGGAGUAGAAGACCUGAGUGGAAUUCCUUCUGGAGAAGGUCCAGAAGUCUCUGCUUCUGGAGUAGAGGACCUAAGUAGACUUCCUUCUGGAGAAGGUCCAGAAGUCUCUGCCUCUGGAGUAGAGGACCUCAGUAGACUUCCUUCUGGAGAAGUUCCAGAAGUCUCUGCCUCUGGAGUAGAGGAUCUCAGCAGACUUCCUUCUGGAGAAGUUCCAGAAGUCUCUGCCUCUGGAGUAGAGGACCUCAGUAGACUUCCUUCUGGAGAAGGUCCAGAAAUCUCUGCCUCUGGAGUAGAGGACCUCAGUAGACUUCCUUCUGGAGAAGGUCCAGAAGUCUCUGCCUCUGGAGUAGAGGACAUCAGUAUACUUCCUUCUGGAGAAGGUCCAGAAGUCUCUGCCUCUGGAGUAGAGGACCUCGGUGUUCUUCCGUCUGGAGAAGGUCAUCUAGAGAUCUCUGCCUCUGGAGUAGAGGACCUCAGUAGACUUCCUUCUGGAGAAAGUCCUGAAGUCUCUGCCUCUGGAGUAGAGGACCUCGGUGUUCUUCCUUCUGGAGAAGGUCAUCUAGAGAUCUCUGCCUCUGGAGUAGAGGACCUCAGUAGACUUCCUUCUGGAGAAAGUCCAGAAGUCUCUGCCUCUGGAGUAGAGGACCUCAGUGUUCUUCCUUCUGGAGAAGGUCAUCUAGAGAUCUCUGCCUCUGGAGUAGAGGACCUCAGUAGACUUCCUUCUGGAGAAGGUCCAGAAGUCUCUGCCUCUGGAGUAGAGGACCUCAGUGUUCUUCCUUCUGGAGAAGGUCAUCUAGAGAUCUCCGCCUCUGGAGUAGAGGACCUCAGUAGACUUCCUUCUGGAGGAGAGGAUCAUCUAGAGACUUCUGCUUCUGGAGUAGGGGACCUUAGUGGACUUCCUUCUGGAAGGGAAGGUCUGGAGAUCUCUGCUUCUGGAGCUGGGGAUCUUAGUGGGUUGACUUCUGGAAAAGAAGACUUGACUGGGUCAGCUUCUGGAGCCUUGGACCUUGGCAGACUACCUUCUGUAACUUUAGGAAGUGGGCAAGCUCCAGAAGCAAGUGGUCUUCCUUCUGGAUUUAGUGGUGAGUAUUCUGGGGUGGACCUUGGAGGUGGCCCAUCCUCUGGCCUUCCUGAUUUCAGUGGACUUCCAUCUGGGUUCCCAACUGUCUCUCUGGUGGAUACUACGUUGGUGGAAGUCGUCACAGCCACCACAGCAGGUGAACUAGAAGGAAGGGGAACCAUUGACAUCAGCGGUGCUGGAGAAACAUCUGGGCUGCCCUUCAGUGAGUUGGACAUUAGUGGAGGAGCAAGCGGACUCUCUUCAGGAGCUGAACUCAGUGGCCAAGCAUCUGGGUCUCCUGAGAUCAGUGGGGAAACCUCUGGACUCUUUGGUGUCAGUGGACAGCCCUCAGGGUUUCCUGACAUUAGUGGGGAAACUUCCGGGCUUCUUGAGGUCAGUGGGCAGCCAUCAGGGUUUUCUGGAGAAAUAUCUGGCAUGACUGAGCUUAGCGGACUGCCCUCUGGACAACCAGAAAUCAGUGGAGAAGCUUCUGGAAUUCUUUCUGGCCUUGGUCCACCAUUCGGCAUAACCGACCUGAGUGGAGAAGCACCCGGGAUCCCUGAUCUCAGUGGGCAACCAUCGGGUUUGCCAGAGUUCAGUGGAACAACAUCCAGGAUCCCUGACCUGGUUUCCAGUGCUGUGAGUGGCAGUGGUGAAUCUUCUGGCAUUAUGUUCGUGGACACCAGUUUGGUUGAAGUGACCCCAACGACAUUUAAAGAAGAAGAAGGCUUAGGAUCUGUGGAACUCAGUGGCCUCCCUUCAGGAGAGGCGGGUCUCUCAGGCACAUCUGGGCUAGUGGCUGUCAGUGGACUGUCUUCUGGAGCAAUUGACUCCAGUGGGUUUACGCCCCAACCUCCAGAAUUCAGUGGCCUGCCAAGCGGAGUAACUGAGGUCAGUGGAGAAGCCUCCGGAGCUGCGAGUGGAAGCAGCCUGCCCUCCGGAGCAUAUGAUAGCAGUGGACUUCCGUCUGGUUUCCCCACUGUCUCUUUUGUAGACAGGACUUUGGUGGAAUCUGUAACCCAGGCUCCAACUGCCCAAGAAGCAGGAGAAGGGCCUUCAGGCAUUCUGGAACUUAGCGGUACCCCUUCUGGAGCACCAGACAUGUCUGGAGACCAUUUGGGAUCUUUGGACCAAAGUGGGCUUCAGUCUGGACUAGUGGAGCCCCGUGGGGAGCCCGCAAGUACUCCAUAUUUUAGUGGGGACUUUUCUGGCGCCACUGAUGUAAGUGGGGAAUCCUCUGCAGCAACGAGCACCAGUGGGGAGGCCUCCGGACUUCCAGAAGUUACGUUAAUCACGUCUGAGUUGGUGGAGGGUGUUACUGAACCAACCGUUUCCCAGGAACUGGGCCAGAGACCCCCUGUAACAUACACCCCCCAACUUUUUGAAUCCAGUGGUGAAGCCUCUGUGUCUGGGGAUGUGCCAGGGUUCCCUGGAUCUGGGGUAGAAGUGUCACCAGUCCCAGAAUCCAGCGGUGAGACAUCAGCCUAUCCCGAGGCUGAGGUGGGAGCGUCUGCUGCCCCCGAGGCAAGUGGAGGAGCUUCCAGGUCCCCUAACCUGAGUGAAACCACCUUCACCUUCCAUGAAGCUGAUCUGGAGGGAGCCUCAGGCCUGGGAGCAAGUGGCAGCCCCUCAGCCUUUCCAGAAGGCCCCACAGAGGGCUUGGCCACCCCAGAAGUGAGUGGAGAGUCAACCACCGCCUUUGACGUGAGUGUAGAGGCAUCAGGCUCACCUUCCGCCACUCCCCUGGCUUCUGGAGACAGGACUGACACCAGCGGAGACCUGUCUGGCCACACCUCAGGGCUGGAUAUUGUCAUCAGCACCACCAUCCCAGAAUCCAAGUGGAUUCAGCAGACCCAGCGCCCUGCAGAGGCGCGUCUAGAAAUCGAAUCCUCAAGCCCUGUGCACUCAGGAGAAGAGAGUCAAACAGCCAACACAGCCACCUCCCCAACUGAUGCUUCUAUCCCAACCUCCACAGGAGGGACAGAUGAUUCAGAGGCAACCACAACAGACAUUGACGAGUGCCUCUCAAGCCCUUGUCUGAAUGGAGCCACCUGCGUGGACGCCAUCGACUCUUUCACAUGCUUAUGCCUUCCCAGCUACCAAGGGGACAUGUGUGAGAUUGACCAGAAGCUGUGCGAGGAGGGCUGGACCAAGUUCCAGGGCCACUGUUACCGCCACUUCCCCGACCGGGCAACCUGGGUGGACGCCGAGAGCCAGUGCCGGAAACAGCAGUCACACCUGAGCAGCAUCGUCACCCCCGAGGAGCAGGAGUUUGUCAACAACAAUGCCCAGGACUACCAGUGGAUCGGCCUGAAUGACAAGACCAUCGAAGGGGACUUCCGCUGGUCAGAUGGACACUCCUUGCAAUUUGAGAACUGGCGCCCCAACCAGCCUGACAACUUCUUCGCCACUGGGGAGGAUUGCGUGGUGAUGAUCUGGCAUGAGAAGGGCGAGUGGAACGAUGUCCCAUGCAAUUACCAGCUGCCCUUCACCUGUAAAAAGGGCACAGUGGCCUGUGGAGAGCCCCCUGUGGUGGAGCACGCCAGAAUCUUCGGACAGAAGAAGGACCGAUACGAGAUCAACGCCCUGGUGCGGUACCAGUGCACCGAGGGCUUCAUCCAGCGACACGUGCCCACCAUCCGGUGCCAGCCCAGCGGGCACUGGGAGGAGCCUCGGAUCACCUGCACGGACCCCGCCACCUACAAGCGCAGACUACAGAAGCGGAGCUCACGGCCCCUGAGGAGGAGCCGCCCCAGCACGGCCCACUGA
Molecule: messenger RNA, 7212 nt
Organism: Budorcas taxicolor (takin)
Lineage: Eukaryota; Metazoa; Chordata; Mammalia; Artiodactyla; Bovidae
Gene: ACAN
Product: aggrecan
Exons: 17
Coding region: 1-7212 (2403 amino acids)
Biological process (GO): cell adhesion
Molecular function (GO): hyaluronic acid binding; calcium ion binding
Source: RefSeq, a predicted model, not a curated record